AUGCUACUUCUCUCCUUUUCGCUGCCGAGGCAACCGUGCGCCCUGCCGACGCUGGCGAGACGCGCGCGGCCGCUCUCCGCAGCCGCCGUGCGCGACGCCGGCUGCGAGCGCCGGCUGCUCCGUGGCGUCCUCGCCGAGGCGCUCGAGAAGCAGCGGCGCAAGCGCUUUGCGCUCACCGAGCAGUCGGGAGCACUGGAGCGGUCCCAGCUGCCCUCCGAGGCCAAGGCGCGCGCAAAGGCGGUCGCGAGAGCAGAGGCGCUCCCGCUGCUCUUGAGGGAAUGCGACGCAGCCGAGGCUGCACUGAGCGACCUGCAUGCGCGGCUGUACGAGCGCCGUCCCGACCUGCCGGCGCUCCGGCGAGCCAUGGAGGAGCUAGGACUCGAGCAGCGGCUCGAGCUCUACGACGUCGACCGAGCUGCGAUGGAUCAGUGGGGUCGCCCUGCCGGGUUUGAUGGGCUGGUCGUCGAUUCGCCUCGCGGCGUGCCAAUCCUCAUCGGGCGGCAGAGCUUCGCGGACCCGCUGCUGCGCCGCGUCGCACGAGGCGCGGACCUGUGGUUCCAGGUGCGCGCCUCUCGCGGCUCGCGCGUCCUCCUCCGAACCUCGAUGCGGCGCGACCUGACGAGGAGCCACCGCGAGUGCAUGGAGGCCGCCGCCGACCUCGCGGCGUACUUUUCCCCGCUGCGGAGGCACGGCGAGGUCGAGGUGAUGUACACCGACUCGAGGCACGUCGCCAAGCGCGGAGGCCGCGUCGGCCAGCUCAAGGACGGCAAGAAGAUUGGCCUGCUCACCGCCCACCCCGAGCGCGCUGCCCUGCUCGCCCGCGAGGCGCAGGACGAGCAGGGCUGGCCGGUGUGAGAGAGCUGUUGUAGAGAGAGGAGCUCAAGACAGCCUUCUGGAUUUGCUCGUGCGCGAGCAGAAUGCACAGGAUCCCAUGAUACACACACACAUCAUUUAUCAGGAAAAAC
Emiliania huxleyi CCMP1516 is the source of this 965-nucleotide messenger RNA. RefSeq lists its product as hypothetical. The record is from RefSeq and is a predicted model, not a curated record. The transcript is spliced from 5 exons. Lineage: Eukaryota; Haptophyta; Isochrysidales; Noelaerhabdaceae. Bases 1 to 855 code for a protein of 284 amino acids.